UCGGUGCCACUGUGGUUCCAGUUGUUUUCACAUCCCCUCGCUAACAAAGAGACGCAGAGCUGCUGCCUCUUACAUCUCCGGGAACAGUGAUGCACAACUGACGCUUUAUUGUACAUCGAGGCGAAGACGAAGGAGCUAAAGAGCAGAAACACACUCGGCUUUCAAAAAGAAGAUCAAUUAGGGGAGACUUUGGAAAGUUUUUUUUUUAGACUUAAACGUAAAGAGCGAAAAUGGUGUCGGCCGGACUGGAGAUCAUGGGACUGGCGCUGUGCGUAAUUGGCUCGCUCCUGGUGAUGGUGGCGUGCGGACUGCCCAUGUGGAAGGUGACGGCUUUCAUCGAGGCCAACAUCGUGGUGGCUCAGACAAUCUGGGACGGCUUGUGGAUGUCGUGUGUGGUGCAGAGCACGGGCCAGAUGCAGUGCAAGGUGCACGACUCCGUCCUCGCCCUCAGCCACGACCUGCAGGCGGCCAGAGCGCUCACCAUCAUCUCCUCGGUGAUGGGCGUGCUGGGGCUCAUGGUAACUAUAGCCGGGGCGCAGUGCACCAACUGCAUCCGCACGGAGUACGUGAAAGCCCGUGUGGUGAACGCCGGAGGGGUCAUCUACAUCCUCAGUGGUCUGUUUGUGCUGGUGCCUCUCUGCUGGAUGGCCAACAACAUCAUAUCGGACUUUUACAGUUCACAGGUGCCCGCAUCCAAGAAGAGGGAGAUCGGCGCUGCGCUGUACAUCGGCUGGGCGGCCACAGCGAUGCUGCUGAUCGGAGGAUCGCUGCUGUGCUGCUCCUGUCCCACCAGCGGGAACUCGGGAUACUCGGUAACAUACGCACCGACCAAGAGAGCCACUCCAAACGGGGAGUAUGACAAGAGGAACUACGUGUAGCUAUGUGGCUCAUGGCAGGCGGUGCGUAAAAGUGCGUAAAAGUGACCUGCAGCUUUUUUGAGAGACGUUAUCUUUGCACCAGCAUUUUGUUAAAAUCUGAAAUAUGAACUUUGAAAAUCAAUGGAAGCACCUCUGCUUUUUUACGCUUGGACCACGACUUCCCACUUCCUUUUUGUAUCUACAGGAGAUUAAAGAAAAAAACUAUGAACCACAAGAGGUAGCUCACGACAAAAAGGAGUAUCUGUGUUAGGUACCUGCUUUUGUAAGUCUUCGAAAUGAUUAGUGUUUUGAAUUGUUUACUGUUGUAACUAAAGUUUUUUGUUUCUUUUCUUGAGGAACUCUUGCCAUCAAGUAUAUUUACACUGUUCUCUUGCCUUGAUGUGCAUCGUCAGCACAAACGUGUAGGCUACUGUAACUGAGAAUAAUUGCACUCUCACGCCGACAUGUUGAGGACUCAGCGACAAAGAACGAUGGAGAAAAGUUCCUGGGGACUUCGACGUUUGCAGUGUAUUUUAGGACCUGUGGAUUCCGGAAAACCUGGGAACAUAUGGGCCAAAAUGUUUUUAUGUCACAGUCCUUUAUCGACCGCAUUGAACCUGCUAUGUCUAUUUUCCACCUUUGUCACUGCAGGAAUAAACGUUUUCUGUUGGUUUGUUGACGUUUGAUGUAAUGAUUCAUUAUUCAUGUAUAUGAAGAUGCAAUAUCGUUUCAUUUUUAUUAAGAUUAAACCCAAUAUAUUGCCUGAAA
This is a messenger RNA of Paralichthys olivaceus (Japanese flounder), 1625 nucleotides long. It is a transcript of the gene cldn5a, whose product is annotated as claudin 5a. Gene Ontology annotation, biological process: cell adhesion; bicellular tight junction assembly. Gene Ontology annotation, molecular function: structural molecule activity. The record is from RefSeq and is a predicted model, not a curated record. Gene Ontology annotation, cellular component: plasma membrane; bicellular tight junction. NCBI's taxonomy places the organism in Eukaryota, Metazoa, Chordata, Actinopteri, Pleuronectiformes, Paralichthyidae.